Molecule: messenger RNA, 681 nt
Organism: Plasmodium reichenowi
Lineage: Eukaryota; Apicomplexa; Aconoidasida; Haemosporida; Plasmodiidae
Product: peptidyl-prolyl cis-trans isomerase
Exons: 8
Coding region: 1-681 (226 amino acids)
Biological process (GO): protein peptidyl-prolyl isomerization
Molecular function (GO): peptidyl-prolyl cis-trans isomerase activity
Source: RefSeq, a predicted model, not a curated record
AUGAAUAUUCCUAAUCCUCGUGUAUUUUUGGAUAUAGCGAUUGGUGGGAGGAAUGCCGGACGAAUGAUAUUUGAGCUUUUUAUGGAUAAACUUCCCAUAACGUGUGAAAAUUUUAGAUGUCUAUGUACUGGAGAAACAGGUUUAGGUUAUUAUUUAAAACCACGAUGGUAUAAGAAUUCUCCUAUCCAUAGAAUAGUGACCGAUUUUAUGUUUCAGGGGGGAGAUUUUAACUUUGGGAAUGGUUAUGGUGGGGAAUCAAUAUAUGGUCAAUAUUUUAGAAAUGAAAAAUUUAUUUAUAAACAUUCGAAAAGGGGUAUAUUAUCAAUGUGUCAAACAAGAAUAAAACACACAAAUAAUUCCCAAUUUUUUGUUACUUUUAAAAGUUGCCCUUGGUUAGAUAAAAGACAUGUUGUUUUGGGACAUUUGGAAUAUGGAUUUGAUACUUUAUCUUUUAUUGAAGAACAGGGAACUUUAAUUGGGAAGCCCAAAAAACAAGUAUUUAUAUAUAAUUGCGGUGUUAUUCCUUUGGAUAAAAUAAAAUAUAAAUCUGCGGACAAUUCAGAUGAUGACUAUAUUAUACCAGAUAUCGAAAAACCAUUAUUAGAAAAAGAUAUAAGUAUUAAUGAGAAUUCAGAUUUUAAUGAGUUGAGAAAUAUGUAUAAAUAUAAUAAACAUUUUUAG